UGCAGGCGUGGGAGCCCCGGCCCAGCGCUGCUCCCUCCCGGCGCCCCGCGCCCUCCUUCCUUCCUCGCCGGACGGACGCACUUCCGGCGGAUGUGGGGGGAGCAGCCCCGGAAACGGAAGUGAGCGGCGGGGCUAGCUGACGGUAACGGAUUGAGGGGCUCUUCGCAGGGUGAGCUGAAGAUGAAUACCAGAGGACUUGGAUCUCAGCUAAAGGACAGUAUUCCAGUUACUGAGCUGUCAGCAAGUGGACCUUUUGAAAGUCAUGAUCUUCUUCGGAAAGGUUUUUCUUGUGUGAAAAAUGAACUUUUGCCCAGUCAUCCUCUUGAAUUAUCAGAAAAAAAUUUCCAGCUCAACCAAGAUAAAAUGAAUUUUUCUACACUGAGAAACAUCCAGGGUCUGUUUGCUCCUCUAAAAUUGCAAAUGGAAUUCAAGGCAGUGCAACAGGUUCAACGUCUUCCAUUUCUUCCAAGCUCAAACCUUUCACUUGAUAUUUUGAGGGGUAAUGAUGAGACUAUUGGGUUUGAAGAUAUUCUUAAUGACCCAUCACAAAGUGAACUAAUGGGAGAACCACACUUGAUGGUGGAAUAUAAACUUGGUUUAUUGUAAUGCAGUGAGCUGACCAUGGAAAUGGAGGGACUACAUCUCGUUUAUAAUCAUCUUUUUACUAUAAUUUUAUGUAUACAACAUUAAAAGUACUGACACAUGAGAA
Molecule: messenger RNA, 709 nt
Organism: Miniopterus natalensis
Lineage: Eukaryota; Metazoa; Chordata; Mammalia; Chiroptera; Miniopteridae
Source: RefSeq, a predicted model, not a curated record